Cyprinodon variegatus (sheepshead minnow) is the source of this 4614-nucleotide messenger RNA. RefSeq names its product myelin protein zero (gene mpz). The record is from RefSeq and is a predicted model, not a curated record. Gene Ontology annotation, biological process: myelination. Lineage: Eukaryota; Metazoa; Chordata; Actinopteri; Cyprinodontiformes; Cyprinodontidae. Gene Ontology annotation, cellular component: membrane. Bases 224 to 910 code for a protein of 228 amino acids. The transcript has 6 exons.
UGUGGUUGGGUAUAAACCAGGGGACAGUAGGGUUUCUGUUGUUGUGCUGUUCUGAAGCCGUCUCUCCUGGCAUCCUGCUCUCCUUUUAGCCAUUUUUUCUGGUUUUCCCUUUCCUUCCACUCAGGCUCCCAGCUGAGUUGGGAUUCUUCCUUGGCAAAAUCCUGUCAAGGUUGCUGCAUCCAUCCAUUUUUAGGGCGGAAUCAGAAACAGAAGCCAGAAAACCAUGCUGAGAGUUUUGGCGCUGGCAUCAGUCGUCCUCCUGGGAAUAGCCCCUGAGGGGUCCCAGGCCAUAUCCAUUUACACAGGGUGGGAGCGCCAUGCGUUGGUGGGCUCUGACAUCCGACUGUCCUGCAGCUUCUUCUCCUGGCGCUUUGUCUCUGACGACGUCUCCUUCAGCUGGAGUUACAGGCCGGAUGGCUCAAGGGAAUCCAUCGCGAUUGCCCACUAUGCCGGUGGUGAGCCCUACACUGACAACAAAGGCCCUUUCAAGGACAGAGUAGAGUUUGUGGGCAACCCGAAGAACCGUGAUGGCUCCAUCCUGCUUAAAAACCUGGAUCUUAAUGACAAUGGCACCUUCACCUGCGACGCCAAGAACCCCCCUGACAUCGUGGGCCGCCCCUCCAGCGUCAGACUGCUGGUCUUUGAGCAACUGCCCAUUCAAGCGGGUGUGAUCACAGGGGCCAUCAUUGGGGUGGUACUGGGCCUGCUGGUGCUUAUUGUGGUCAUCUACUACCUGAUGAGGUUCCUGGUGGCGCGUCGGGUCUUCAGCCUUAGCGUCAGCAAACAUGGCAAGAAAAAGAAAGAGGGAUCACAGCAGAGACAGGGCCCCGCGCCUCCUGCUGACCCCUCCAAGGUGAAGGCAGCUGCUUCGGAAAAGAAGAAGCUAGAGUCUCGCAAGGAUAAGAAAUAGGAUACGGGGAGGGGCUGGGGCAGGCUGCUCCAGCCCAUUCGCCAGGUAAUGGCGGCGAAGGUCCAACCCAAACAGAAGCAGCAGCAGCACACCAUCAUUAAAGAAACAGAGAGGGUGGAGGGAGGUGGGGAAGAGGGCUCAGGUCGGGUCCUUAUGACCAUUGAGCUAGAGAUGACCCGGCAAAAUGGGGAGGAAGGUUCCAGCAGCGAAGGAGGGACUGGGAGGUCUGAGCCGCCCGGCCUCCUCUCCCGCCUCUCCAAACGACUCACCGAAUAACAGGCCUCCACAUGGGGGUGAAACCACAAACCUGCUUUACAUGCGGCACUGCCGGAGUCCCUGAAUAAAUCUGUUAAAUCAUAUCUGCUCUUGUCACAGAAUGUAUUCUCAACUACUGUACGAGGGCCCAGAUGUCACGAUAAUCGCUAACACCAAGCCCGCUCCCUGACUGCUUUUGUUAGGUCAUAAGAUAUGCCAUUUGAAGCAAGACCCUGAGACAGCCCGGGCCUGAUAACAAAAUCUAAAAAGGCUGCUCCCAGGGUUUUUGCCUCUCUGGUUCCUUUCAUUGUGAUCCAAUCCACUGAAAAAGCUUUUUCUCAAAGUACGUCCGAUACGCAUCACGAAUCCCUGGCUGCGGGGACAAGCCAAUUUGCUUCUUUUUUUUCCUUUUCUUUCCAGAAGCAAUGUGUCAAACUCCAGCUUUCUUUCCUCACACUGAUUUCUGAUCCUCCCCCACUUUCCCAUCCCAUUUCUACCUCCUAUUCCUAUAAAUUUCUGUACUUUCUUGUUAAGUCAAAUUACAGAAAUGAUUGAAAUGCUAACUGCUCUGUCAUGUUCUUUCUCUUCCUCCCUCUUUUUCCUGCUCCUGUAGAUAAAGGUCUGACUUCUCCAUGACUGCCUCCACUCCUCUAGUCUGCUCCCUCUCUUUCUGCCCAGCCUGAUGCAACCCCCGUUAUUCCCCAUUAUCUGUUCUCUCUCAAGACAGCACUGGCUGUAAGAAUAGUCCCUCUAUAUCACUGUGCAACAGUGUCAAAUAAUUUUUACAAUGCCUCACUGGAGAGAGCCUUUGCGAUCACUGGGCUAACUGUAAAAGUCUUUAAGGCCUUACUAUGCACAUAAUCCCACAGACCGCCCCUCGUGUGUUUAGAAUAUUUCUUCCUCAGUUUAAAGUUUAUGACUCAAUCACGUCCACCGAGCAGAGAUGAAGGCGCACGCUGGACUUCAUGUAGAGGAAAAACGGAGAAGUGAUAGCGAGAGAGAAAUAUGAUUCCUGCUCUCAGCCAGCGAAGAUAGAGGUUCAAGCCCCGGAGCUCGGAGGUGAUUCAAUCCCCUCACAUUUGAGCUAAUGGAGGUUGUCGCUGUGUCCCUGCCCAGGCUGUAAGGGGGGCUAUUUCUGGCCCCUAUAAGAGAGCACAGGCUUACAGUAACAGCUGCACAUUUUUUCAGCCAUCGAGGGGGUAGAGGUGGUGGUGGAGGCAUUUUUUUUCUUUCUUCCUGUUUGUGCCUGAGAGAAGCGUCCAGUGACCGACGAACUGGAAUGACGUCAUGGCCUCCAACGGCCGCGGAUGCUCUCAGGUGACUGACAAACAGGAUUACCAGGAAGAGGUGUGGCUCCCGACUUAUUUUAGGUCCAGUUAAUCCACUCGCACGUUUCUCCUGGUCGACCUGCAGCUAAUUAUUUCCGUGCGUGCUGGUAAUAGGAUAUCUCUCACCGCAUCAACCCCCUCCCUUCUCUGCCAUCUCCGCCUCAUCUCUGCCCCCAUCUUGGGAAUCAUCUCCCCAGUUUUGCUGUCUCUGUCCUUAAAGUCUUUGGCUUCCGUUUAUCUCUUCCUCUUCCUGAUGUCCACUGAGUCUGCACUGCAUUAUUCCCCCACUGAAAAAGGUCUAUACACAAUCCAAUCUACUCUUUAAGCCUCUCCUUAUCUGACUGGCAGGCCUACAGCUCAAUGCUUCACUCUCCUCUGUCCUUCCUUCUCUUCAUCAUCUUUGUUACUCUCUUUUCCAAACUCUGAGGCACACGACUCUUUUCAAUCUUCCUCUGACUUUGCCAGUGAUUGACAGAAAACGCCCUCAAACUUUGCCCUUCAAACACUGCAGGGGAAGACUUUUCCCUCGCUGGGCCAUUUCAUCCCAUCUAGUUCGAUAGCCCCUAUUCUGUAUUAGAUCCUGUAAACAAACCAUUUCAAACCCAUAUGUUUAAAUAAUUGCAUAUCAGUCUAUUUUUAUGGGUUAUGUAGAAAAAUAGUCAUAAAAACACAAACUUUCUUACUUUCUGUAAUGUAUUUUAAUAUCUGUAAUUCCCAGAUUUUGCAUUACAUUCUAUUUUCCUUUAUUUUGAUUCUUAUUUGUGUACAGCUGACUUUUAGAAAAUGUUACGUUUGAUUUAAGCAAAAUUAUCUUAACUGACCUCUUGCUGAAAUACAGUUUUUUUUUAUUUUAUUUUAUUAAAGUAAGAAAACCUUACAGCAAACAUUAGUGUAGCUGAAAUACAAUAAUCUCAUGUCAGUAAUUGGAUCAGCAAUAUAUCAAAUUGGAUAUAAAACAUCCCUAUGAUGCACCGUGACGUCGGGUAUCAGACAACCGCCUCUGAUCUCUGUAAAAAUCUGGUUCAAAACGACCCAAAACCCAAAAGUAUAAAAAAAUCAAAGGGGUGAAAUGAUCAGUAAAACCUUUUCCCUUCACCUGUGGCCUUUUUUUUUUACUCUCCUCUUCUUGUUUGAAAGCCAAACACGUUCCGAAGCCCCCUACAGGCUGAGGAAAGCUCCCUCACUCAACAUGCCAAACGGAAACUUAUACUCCAAGCUAGUUCUUCUCUGUUUUAUGCAUAAGUGUUUAUGUUACAAAAUGUUUUUAAAAAACGGAUUUGUUAUAAUGCAGAAAAAGUAAAGCCAAUAAUGUUUUCUGGAACAUUUUUUUACAUGUAUAUGCACCGGGAGAUCAUGUUAUAACUGCAUUUUCUAUGCUAUAGAAUUUACCGUUAUAUUUCUAGCCUUGUCUGUUGUGGCAGGUACUGUGUGGCUGCCUCUUGGGUGAAUUUCAUUUGGAGACGGAAGAAAGCUGAGGUUGGAGUGCAGGGAGUGAGAGCGGAUAGCCUUAGAUUCAUCACUCUGUGGCUUGGGAGGAAAGUAGAAAAACCACAGAGGAAGGUGCUUGCUGUGGAAGCAAAGCUUUGCAGGAAGAGACUUAUCUGGCGUAUUAAGCCCUGCCAAAAAAAUCUGUAUGUAUCACUACAGAUAGCCUGCUUUCCCCCUGGAGCUUUUCUUUUAAAGGUGCUCCUUCCCAACCCUGAGCCAAAGAUGGAUCGUAAUCUGCAAGCUUGAUAUGCAGGCCGGAUAGUUCAGCCUUGAACUUUCCUUGAAAAUUCAUAACAGAAAUAGGAGGUGCUUGAAUCCACACAUUCAUCAUCGGUUUCACUCGUCGCUGUUUUAGUAUCCAGUCAAAUGGAUUAGUUAGAAUGUUUUCUUGUUUUAAAGCAAAGCCACACAGAUGCCUGGCAUAACAUGAACAGUAUUUACAUGCCGUGUAAAAGGAUUUCUGAGCGAUUUAAACUGUUUUAGCUAUAGUCACUGAUUAACAUUUUGAGCUUCUUAGAUUUAUUUCAAUGCUUAUGAUCAUUUCCGAAUGCUAACAUCUUUUUGUCUCUGUAAUAUGUUGUAAAGAAAAUGUAAGAAUAAAAGCCAUAAGCACAGCUGCUGUGCAGUAAACCC